Molecule: messenger RNA, 1823 nt
Organism: Phycodurus eques (leafy seadragon)
Lineage: Eukaryota; Metazoa; Chordata; Actinopteri; Syngnathiformes; Syngnathidae
Product: transmembrane protein 107-like
Exons: 5
Coding region: 387-848 (153 amino acids)
Biological process (GO): protein localization to ciliary transition zone; non-motile cilium assembly
Cellular component (GO): MKS complex
Source: RefSeq, a predicted model, not a curated record
ACGCACCCACACCUGAGUUGCUGGAGCAACCGGUGCUGCUUGCGGUUGUAGCUGAGGAAUUAAACACUUUAACGCGGCGAAAGAUGGACUAAACUUACUUUGUGUGUGUUUUUCUAGUGUGCUGCGCACUUUGACAAGGUGAACUAACUGUAGUUAGUAGAAAAGGGGCUGCAUGUAGUGUUAUUUUGUUGGCUAACAAUCGGUAAAAAUGGAUACUGACUAAUCCACAGAACGAGACAACUACUGUUAAAAGUGUGUCGUAAAUGCCUCGUCGCACUUAAGGCGUGUUUCGACGACAAUCAUCUUGAAGCUGCUUUCUAAUUUGCUGGGAAAUAUUAAAACACUCGUUGUUAUUUUAAUUUCAAAUAGGUAGUUAUAGAGUUAAGAUGUCGGCCAUCAGCAGUCUUGUGCCUGCACGGUUCCUGACCAUCAUUGCCCACCUUGUUAUUGUCAUCACCAUCUUUUGGACGAGGGAAUAUAACGUGAAGGCCUGCCUGCCUUUGGAGUACACACAAGAGCAAUACAACAGUGAAGACUUAAAGUUGGUGGUGGCGCUGUCAGUCACACUUGUGCUGUUUGCGAUCGAGCUAGCUGGGUUCUUCUCAGGAGUGUCGAUGUUCAACGGCAGCCAAGGCUUACUGUCAACAGGAGCCCAUGCCAGUGGCUCGGUGGCUCUGCUUUACUUUCUAUUUGAACAGUGGGAUUGCGACAUCUACUGGUGGAUUGUUGCCUUCUGCAGGUUAGUUUUCCGUAGUUUUCCAAAACUUUUUUUUUCCCUGACAUUAGCGUCACCCAGCACUGACAGUCCACUGCAGCGCAUCCGUCUCCUUGUCUUUUUUUGUGUUUGAGAAGUGGGAGUGCUGGACAUAUUGGAUUAUUUUUGCCCCCUGCAGUGUGUUGCCUGCCUUAAUGGAGAUUGUUCUGUUCAUUGCUGUUUUUGGACUGGCGAAGAAGCCAUUAUGAAAGGCUGCCCAAGUGUGAAAUCCCAAAAUCUAAUGUGGAUGUGUGACCACAUGGAUGAAUAUAAUGUAGAAAAGGCAUUUGUUGUAUUAGGUUUAUCGUGUUCACAUGUAGGCAACUUGGUAGCCUAGUGGUUACCACGUCUGCCUCAUAGUCGAUACAUUCUGGGUUUGAAUUUCAUUUUGGGCCCCUCUGUGUGGAGUUUGGCUGUUCUCCUUGUGCUCGUGUGUACUCUGACUUCCUCCCACACUCCCAAAAACAUGCAUUUUAGGUUCACUGAAGAUUCAAAAUUGUCCUUAGGUGUAAAUGUGUGUGUGAAUGGUUGUCUAAAGGUCCCCUGCGAUUGGCUGGUGGCUUGUCCACGGUGUACCCAUCUGCCUCCCAAAAUCAACUGGUAAAAGCUCCAUCUCACUUGCAACACAAAUGAGGGUGAGUGUUAUAGAAAAUGGAUGGAUGGAUGUUCACAUGUAUUGCUUUUGUAUUGUCUGGUAGAAGUCUAUUACUGCAGCUGUGAAUGUAUCAGACGUAAAAUCCAUCCAUCCAUUUUCAGAGCCGCUUCACCUCACUAGGGUCGCGGGCGUGCUGGAGCCUAUCCCAGCCAUCAUCGGGCAGGAGGCCGGUUACACCCUGAACUGGUUGCCAGCCAAUCGCAGGGCACAUUCACACCUACGGGCAAUUCAGAGUUGUCAAUUAACCUACCAUGCAUGUUUUUGGGAUGUGGGAGGCAAUGUGCCCGGAGAAAACCCACGCAGGCACGGGGAGAACAUGCAAACUCCACACAGGCGGGGACGGGCAUUGAACCGCGGUCCUCAGAACUGUGACACAGACACUCUAACCAGUUAUCCACCGUGCCACCCAGAUGU